Molecule: messenger RNA, 987 nt
Organism: Trypanosoma theileri
Lineage: Eukaryota; Euglenozoa; Kinetoplastea; Trypanosomatida; Trypanosomatidae
Exons: 1
Coding region: 1-987 (328 amino acids)
Biological process (GO): regulation of gene expression
Cellular component (GO): nucleus
Molecular function (GO): chromatin binding
Source: RefSeq, a predicted model, not a curated record
AUGACCGAUACCUUCUGGUCUCCUGCAAAUGAACCGACAGGGAAAGAACUGGAAAGGACUCUCUUCUUGACAUUUCUCUCUAAUCCAUUUUGCACACAAUACGCUGCCGCAAAUCAGGAAGCAGCACAUCUACGACAAAAACGACGGCGAGAAGAGCAGCAAAUGCGCUCACUGGAGUCUAACCAAAAAAAAACCGAAGAUUGGGAAAAGGAGAAAGAUGACAGUAGUCCUCUGUUUCAUAUCAUUGCAUCUCUUGUGCGUGCAUCGGGGGUGCCUUACCAAGUCUCCAGAAACGAGCCUCCCCCAGUUAGUGUUUCUUCUGCUUCUUCAACACCGAGGAAUGAACUCAGUAAGAUGCAAGAAAAAACACUUAACUCAGAACUUAACUUAACCUGUGCUGAAUCAAAUAAUUCACUUCAACCUCGAAGUAUUCUUGGAAGUCUUAUAGAAAAGGCUCGAGUAAAGGACCGAGAGGAGAAAACAGUUUCCCUUGAGUAUAGAAAUAAUGCAGCAGUUACUUCACUUCAUUCUCACAAUGUCAGGAAAGAGAAUGUUUCUGAUCAUAAUAAAAAUGAUGCACCUCUUCCAUCUGAUGAGAAUGAAGAGGAUUUUGACGUUUCUAUCCAAAACACCACAUGCGUGAAUAGUGAAGAUAACGGUAUCUCGCAAUUGUUAAACGAAAACAAUAUGAAACAUCCUUCUCAGAUGUCACGAGAAGAAUUUCUUCGGCAGUUCAAAAGAGCUCCGCGUCGAGGAGAAAUUGGAUACGAUGCAGAGAGUGUUGCUGCAGCGGAAGCUGUUGGAUAUGUCAUGAGUGGAUCUCGUAAUAAAGAAAAACAGCACUAUGUAGAUCAUAUUCAGCGAAAAUUACAUGAAAAGGAAGCCCGAAAGCUGCGAUUACAGUUUAGACAGGUCGAGGAUGAACGAAGUGAUGAGGCAACUGUUGAGUCACUCCUCACGCUAGUAAAGCAAAAAAAAGGAUUGUAA